UUUUUAGUAAUUCUGAAUUGAAGUUUUUAUGUUGCGUAGAAUUAUUUCGGUCUAUGCUUUUAGAUUGCACGGGACUUAAAUGUUCUAUUUGGUUUUUAUAAAAUUUUGUUGUGUGCUUAUUAUUUAGCUGGCGUGUCAUAUUUUCGAAUUUUAUUGGAAAGAUGUUUUAAAAUUUUUAACUCAUGAGAAUUUUCUUUUACAUUCACUUUAUCUACAAAUUUUGUUAUAUUUUUUAAGGCAAAACAACAUUUAAAUUAAUUUUGUUUUAUUGUUUAAUUACAACAAUGUUAGACACAUUACUUGGUUAUUUACCUGAGUGGUUGCAGAAUUUGAGCACGGUAAUUCUUGUUGUUCAUGGGGUUUUGGGUUUUAUUGCUGGAUAUAUGGUUCAACAACUUUCUGUUACAAUUUAUACUGUUGGUAUUGGAUUUGCUAUCUCAUGUUUGGUUGUUUUGCCACCUUGGCCUUUUUAUCGUCGUAAUCCUUUAAAUUGGCAACCAAAUCCUCAAAAGGAUGUUGACAAUGGACAGAAGGGUUCCUCGUCUGGAAAUAAUAAAAGUACAAAGAAAUCGCGUUAA
Messenger RNA from Meloidogyne enterolobii, 578 nucleotides. The record is from the annotation of a GenBank genome assembly. NCBI's taxonomy places the organism in Eukaryota, Metazoa, Nematoda, Chromadorea, Rhabditida, Meloidogynidae.